This is a messenger RNA of Mugil cephalus (flathead mullet), 2488 nucleotides long. It is a transcript of the gene fkbp10b, whose product is annotated as FKBP prolyl isomerase 10b. The record is from RefSeq and is a predicted model, not a curated record. NCBI's taxonomy places the organism in Eukaryota, Metazoa, Chordata, Actinopteri, Mugiliformes, Mugilidae. Gene Ontology annotation, molecular function: peptidyl-prolyl cis-trans isomerase activity; calcium ion binding. The coding region runs from base 235 to 1944 and encodes 569 amino acids. The transcript has 10 exons.
CGCUUCCCAUUCCCAGCCCGACAUUCCUUCCCCCUGGUAGAGGGGGAAAAAAAGUCUUUACACCGACCUGGAGAUUGUCCACGUUUACAACAUUCAGUCACCGCUGCCCUGAUACACAUCUGCAGCUCGGAGCCUCCACGGGUGGAGCGCACAUCCAAAUACCUUCCAUUCCACUGCGCUAUCUUUUCUUCCCUUUUCUUAACCCUGUAAGGAAAAAAAAAGAAGUAGAAGAAAAUGUUUGCCUUCUGCAUUGUCUCCUUUUUCCUCUCUUCUUCGUGGUCUUCCGUGGAGUGCAACCCCAGUCCUGUGCUGGCAGAUGUAGUCGUGGACAGACACUUCAUCCCCAAAGUCUGCGCCAGAGAAGCGAAAGAGGGAGAUUACGUCCGCUAUCACUACAACGCCACAUUCCUCGACGGGAAAACAUUUGAUUCGAGCCAUGAGAAAGGAGCAGCCAAAGUCGGCCUGAUCGGGGAGGGUCGGCUCAUCGCAGGCAUAGAUAAAGGCCUGCAGGGAAUGUGCGUGAACGAGCGCAGGAAAAUCACCGUGCCACCGCACCUGGCCUACGGCAGCACCGGCGCAGGUGACGUGGUCCCUCCAGACACCACCCUGGUGUUUGACAUCCAUCUGCUGGACCUGUGGAACAAGGCCGACCUGGUCAUCACCAACACCGUCACCACUCCCAAGGACUGCAAGCGCUCCGUGAUGCGCACCGACUUCGUGCGUUACCAUUUCAACGGCACGCUCCUCGACGGCACCACCUUCGACUCCAGCUACAUCAGGAAGCAGACCCACAACUCCCUGGUGGGCGAGGGCUGGAUGAUCAAGGGCAUGGACGAGGGUCUGCUGGGCAUGUGUGUGGGAGAGAUCAGAAAAAUCGUCAUCCCACCUUUCAAAGCCUACGGAGAAAAGGGAUCAGGUACUGAGAUCCCCCCACAGGCGACUCUGGUGUUUGACGUCCUCCUGGUGGACAUCCACAACCCCAAGGACAACAUAACGGUUGAGGACCAGGUGGUGCCCGAGUCAUGCACCCGCAGGUCCGUGGCGGGGGAUUACAUCCGCUACCACUACAACGGCACCUUCCUGAACGGGAUCACCUUCGACACCAGCUACCAGAGGAACAGCACGUACAACACCUACAUCGGGAUGGGGUAUGUGAUCGCCGGGAUGGACCAGGGCCUGCUGGGGGUCUGCAUAGGGGAGAGGAGGAGGAUCACCAUCCCUCCACACCUGGCGUAUGGAGAGCAGGGGGCAGGUGAUGUGAUCCCUCCGUCCGCUGUCGUCGUCUUUGACAUCCACGUCAUCGACUUCCACAACCCCAGCGACAAAGUGGAAAUCAAGAUCAUCCACAAGCCGGAGGACUGCAACGAGACCACGGCGGCGAACGACCUCGUCCACUACCACUACAACUGCACCCUGGUGGACGGCACCAAGCUCUUUUCCUCACACGACUACGACAACCUCCAGGACGCGGUGCUGGGCGCGGACAAAGUGAUCGACGGGCUGGACGAGGGCUUACGGGGCAUGUGUCUGGGGGAGAAGAGGCUGAUUACCGUCCCACCUCAUCUUGGACACGGGGAGAAAGGAGCGACCGGCGUGCCGAGCAGCGCCGUGCUGGUCUUUGACGUGGAGAUGGUGACCUUUGAGAAGGGUGUGCCGCCCGGCUACCUGUUCGUCUGGCUGGAGGACAGCCCCGAGGACCUCUUCAAAGCCCUGGACAUUAACAAGAAUGAAGAGGUGCCACUGGAAGAGUUCGGGGAGUUCAUCAAGGUGCAGGUGGAAGCAGGAAAAGGUCGGAUAAAACCGGGACUGACCAUGGAGCAGGUCGUCGCCGACAUGUUCCACAACCAGGACCGAAAUAAAGACGGAGUCAUCACGCCCAACGAGCUCAAACUAAAGGUGGAGGAGGACCAAGAACGGGAACAGGCGAUGCACGAGGAGCUGUAACGAGGACAAAGCGCUUUCGUUCUCUCAGGGAUAAAACCCCCAACACCUUAAAUUGCUUUAUUUCAGAAAAAAUUAAAUUAAAAACAAAAACAAGCAACGAGAGACGUUUACCACACAGAGUCACGGUUUAAUAUUUUCUGAACCACAAUGGACAUGGUCUUACGAAAUGACAAGAAAAUAGUGCAGAGGUUGUUUUUUUUCUGUUUGUUUUUUUGAGUGUGUUGUAUGAGUGUUUGAUUGCUGUAUUUCAGAAAACCAAACAAGCACCUUUAAUUUUCCCUGAAAAACACAUUGAUUAAAAUGUUUGUUAAAAAACUGUCGGUUUUUCUAUUUUAUGUCUGAACAGAAUCGUUUGAAAUAACUGUUCAUUCAUGAUGCAAACUUUAAAAAGCCGCAGCAUGAUUCUUCUGUCUAUGUAAUAACAGUCUUACUGUCAUAAGUUUGCACUGCAGGAAAUUACUAGUAACUUGACUCUUUUAGAUUCGAUACGACUUUACCUGCAAUUUGGUUGUGAACAAUAAACGAGAACUGUGCCUUAAGUUGA